Messenger RNA from Exophiala aquamarina CBS 119918, 1923 nucleotides. RefSeq lists its product as uncharacterized. The coding region runs from base 1 to 1923 and encodes 640 amino acids. The transcript has a single exon. Lineage: Eukaryota; Fungi; Ascomycota; Eurotiomycetes; Chaetothyriales; Herpotrichiellaceae. The record is from RefSeq and is a predicted model, not a curated record.
AUGUCCAACGCAAACGAGAAGUUGCAUCAUGCUAACGAUGUGGGGAAUCCAUCAAGCAAGUUUUCUCGGCAAAGGCCCAAUGUUCCUGAGGUAUCAACAGUCAACCAACCGAGCCUAGCCAAAGUCCUUGCACCAUUCGGCUCAAGCCUUUCAAGCCUUUCAAGCAUAGGCCAGAAUUUAUCGCCAGCAGAAGAACAUGCAAGCGCUUUUCGAGUCGAGUUGACCGCCCCAUCUAAGCCUUACUCGUCAGAAACAACUUCUUCCUCCUCAUCCAGACGAAUUGCCCACAAGGGAACAUCUCAGGAUGCAAGCCCAACUCCACCCAACGUCUUCCAUUCUUUAUCAGGUCCAGAUAAAGUUGCGACCUCCCACACACAAAACGUAGGCCAUUUCCCAUAUUCGCUUGCCGCAAGAGCGUCAACAGAAGGAAGAAGCCUCUCUGAUGAGGUAAUUCCAUUGCAUCGCCGGUUGGCAAAAGUCAAUAGUCCGGCCCACAACCCAGGCAUUGGGAGAGAUGUGAAGGGAUCCGCUGUAGCUUCCCAAGAUACGGUAUUUAGUACAACCAAAGAACUACAGGUAGUACUAUCUGCAACGAAAAAGAGGGGAGCGAAUCAGAAAUUGAAUAUACCUCGCUUGGAGAACACUACUCCCACUCAGGCCGGCAAACAUGACGUGGAUCAACCUGUGAUGACUGGAAGAAAAGCCAAAAUUUCCAAGAAACGAGAAAAGCCUCAUGCUGUCUCUAUUGCCAGGGUUACGAAGCCUAGCCGACGUCCGGGCCAACAGUUUGAGAUGCAAUGGCGUGUCGGUCAAGCUCCCAGGAUUGGACUGCAACAAAGCCAUGAGCAGAUACAAUAUGAGCGUAUUGUAUCUUCAAUAACACGUUACUACUCUGGAAAUUCUGAGGCCCGUUGGAAGACUGCACUGUCUCAGAGUACGGCAAAAUUGGAUCAGAACUUUGAGUCGCUGCGGUACAUGGGGUUGGUAGUCACUGUAGCUGCCCUCGUCACGGCGGGUCGCUCCUUGCAAGCCUAUGAAGCACUGGACAAAAUAAUUCCGACGGCCCGAAAUAUGCUGUUGUCCCAGCACCCGAUGAGCUUCUGGCUUCUUGUUGAUCAGAUCAUGGACACAUCGCACACCGUACUGGGUAAACUGCGUGCAGAAAUUACCAAAAAUCUUGCUAGCCUUGCGAGCAGUCUGCUGGGCCCCUCGCAUCCGUUCACCAUACUCCUCCACACUCGCUUGACAGACGAGCAGAAACGAGUAUUGCGGAUGAAAGCUCAAAUGGUUGUUCAUCAAGAGAUGGUACGUGUCUUUGGCCUAUAUGAGUAUCAGACUUUUAUCCAGUUCGGAUACACUGCACGGACGGUUUUGGAAGGUGGGGACCCAGGAGGAGCCAUCAACAUGAUUAGCCAGAUAAAUGAAGUCCUGGAACGGCAAUAUGGCCUCAACUCCGCCAUGCCGACGCUUGGAAUGAUUGAACAAGCUCGGUAUGAAUUUGUCAGUGGCUCCUCAAGUGUAAUGCUGGAGUGCUUGCUGGCAGAUGCUCUUCGACGCAAUCAUAUACUCUUGACCGGAGGCGCGAACGGACAAGGCCAGACCUUGGAUAAGGCAGAAUCUGCACUCCGGAACGACGGGCUGUUGUUCAUGCGUAUCGGAGCACUGAGAAUGCUCGGACGCGUCCACGUGCGGAGGAGGAAUUUCGGAGCCGCGAUACAUCAUUUCGAGCAGGCCGUGGUGGCUGCUCGACCGCUUCUGAAGCCAGGAUGUAACACCAUCAGAAUGUAUGAGGCCGACCUCGAGAUUGCAAAACUUCUCGAGGUCGAGCAGGCGAUGGGCGUUCUAGGCGCUAGUGAUCCAUCUGAUCGACUUGCGAAUCCAAUGAGUAUUACGCAGUGGGUCCCGGCAGAAGAUAGGAUGUAG